Notolabrus celidotus (New Zealand spotty) is the source of this 1677-nucleotide messenger RNA. RefSeq names its product transmembrane protein 120A-like. The transcript is spliced from 12 exons. Gene Ontology annotation, biological process: fat cell differentiation. Lineage: Eukaryota; Metazoa; Chordata; Actinopteri; Labriformes; Labridae. The record is from RefSeq and is a predicted model, not a curated record. Gene Ontology annotation, cellular component: membrane. The coding region runs from base 103 to 1146 and encodes 347 amino acids.
UGUGUACGCUACUUUAUUUUCACCCUGACAGCUGACUAACUGUUGAACAGCAGGACUUCAAUAUUACUCAACUCCUCGAGCUUUCUGAUGUUAUCGUAGAAGAUGUUGUUCAGUCCAGCAGGUUUGACUGAGUGUUUUCGAGAAUGGGAGGAUUUAGAGAAGAAUUACCAACAGAUCCAGGACACCCAUCGUCUCUACAAACAGAAACUAGAGGAAGUGGCCAAACUGCAGGACAGCUGCUCUAGUGGCAUAGCCCGUCAGAGGAAGAAGCUAAAAGAGCUCACUGUGUCACUGGCAGAAUGCAAAACAAACACUCCAGCACCAACAUUAAGCCCGGAAGAGUUGGACGCCAUCACUGAAAUCGAGGACUCCAUCAUAGAGAGAGCAGAGGUUUUCUCUGAGAUGGAAGCUUUUCUGCCACAAAAGAACGGGUUAUACCUCAGCCUUGUCCUGGGAAACGUCAAUGUAACACUCCUCAACAAACACUCUAAGUUUGCCUACAAAGAUGAAUAUGAGAAGUUCAAACUGAUCCUCACAGUAAUCCUUUUCGUCUUCUCCUUCACGUGUCGCUUUCUGUUCAGCUCCAGAGCCCUUGAUGCCCUCUUCAACUUCCUGUUGGUGUGGUACUACUGCACGCUCACCAUCAGGGAGAGCGUCCUCAUCAGCAACGGCUCAAGGAUCAAGGGUUGGUGGGUGUUUCAACACUAUGUGUCCACCUUCCUGUCUGGAGUCAUGCUCACUUGGCCUGAAGGACCUCUCUAUCAGAUGUUCAGGAACCAGUUCCUAUCUUUCUGCCUUUACCAAAGCUUCGUUCAAUUCCUCCAGUACUACUACCAGAGUGGCUGUUUGUACCGACUCCGAGCACUUGGAGAAAGACACAACAUGGACCUCACAGUUGAGGGUUUCCAGUCCUGGAUGUGGAGAGGUUUGACCUUCCUCCUACCGUUCUUGUUCUUUGGUCACUUCUGGCAGCUCUACAACAGCACAACACUGUUUGAGAUGUCUCAGCUGUCAGAGUGUAAAGAGUGGCAGGUUAUGAUGUGCGGCUUCUCCUACAUGGUGCUCUUCAUGGGAAACUUCCUCACCACACUCGGAGUCGUUUACCAGAAAUACAUGAACAACCAAGACAAGCCCAAGAGCUUAUAAGAAUGAACCAAUGAACUGAGCACACUCACCAAAAUCCUCCAUUGUAUGCAGAAACCAAAGCUCCAACAUCGUCUUUGUCGAUGCUCUGAUUUUCGUCUUUGUUUUUACAUGUACUGCCACUUUAUCAAUGUCCCUCUAAAUUCAAGACUGUAAAUAUCAAAAUGAGCUGUCCCAAAGACCAACCAGGUACCUCACAGGUUUUACUAAGUGACAGCGUCAGGGUUCUGAGUUUGUCAGUAUUGAAUGUGUUACUGAAUUAACAUCAGAUUUAGUGAAAUAUUUAUUUAGGAAAAUCUACAGUUUGUUACUGAGCAAUCACAUGAUGAAGCCUUAUAAAGUAGCAUUUUAAACACUCCUCCAAACCCUCCACUUUGUUUGUUUACAUGGUUUCAUUCAAAGUUUCUGAAAUUGUUUCAUUUCAGUUCAUAUUUGAGGCCCAAAUGUUUGAUAAUCCUUUAAUGUUUAAGGAAAGUAAAGGUUGGAGAAAGAUGAAAUAAAAGCGCAACAGAUUUGUUUUGUUGUGGAAUAAUA